AUGUCACCAGCUCCCGCAGCUACGGCACCUACAGCGGCCACUACAACCUUUGUCGCCUCAGACUACACCACCAGCGACAAUUUUCAGGGAUGGUACCUGCAAACAACUCCCGAGCCCAUCGUCUGCGGAUCGACCGAGACCUUCUACACAAGUAGCACAUAUGGCGACUGCUACAAUCCGUCAAGCUCGGCCCCCAUGCCGACAGGAUGUGAUGGUGCAACGUUGCUUUACGAAGAUGACCUCCAAGCAGGGUGCCCGACAUCAUAUUCCUGCAGCGCCUACAAGAUAUUUCCAACAGAGGGUUCAGACGCAGAGGAGGCGAUCUUAAAAUAUGGUUGUUUGAUUAAUUGGGGCGCCGAUAGUAUCUAUCGGUCCCUUCCUGCUCGAUUCGCUUCCUCUACCGCCGCGCCUGAAGUUACCGCCACUGCAUCUAUGUCUGCCACAACAGCUACAAGUACCCAUCACACCGCAACCAGCACCAGCACCGGCUCGACCGCCAACUCAACUUCAAACAGCAACAGCGGAUCAAGCAACUCGGGCAGUGGGCUAUCAAGCGGGGCAAUUGCUGGAAUAGUUAUAGGAUGUGUCGCACUUGUCGUGAUCAUUCUUCUAUUGGUGUUUCGGAAGAAGGUCAUGGCUUUUUUCAAAAAAGACUCGCCCGCCGAAGACAAGGGACCCGCCUGGUCUGCAGGAAGCAUGCCGCCUCAGACGCAGCCCGCGUCUCAAGGAAGCUCUGCCUUGCUGGCUUCGGAGAUGUCAUCGGACUAUAAGCCUGUUCAUGAGAUUGGAUCCUCACCUCAUACGCACUCCGCAUCUCAAGAAGGCUCUACUUUGGACGCGUCGGAGAUGCCAUCGGAAUAUAAACCCGUUCACGAAAUGGGCUCUUCUCAGCAGACAUCAACUCGCCCGGCUGUGGUGCAUGAGCUGGGCUAG
Molecule: messenger RNA, 933 nt
Organism: Penicillium manginii
Lineage: Eukaryota; Fungi; Ascomycota; Eurotiomycetes; Eurotiales; Aspergillaceae
Exons: 4
Coding region: 1-933 (310 amino acids)
Source: RefSeq, a predicted model, not a curated record